Paramuricea clavata is the source of this 1860-nucleotide messenger RNA. The record is from the annotation of a GenBank genome assembly. NCBI's taxonomy places the organism in Eukaryota, Metazoa, Cnidaria, Anthozoa, Malacalcyonacea, Plexauridae.
AUGGAAGCAAACGGCAGUAAAUACACUGACCAGGGAGCGAAUGGCACUGCUGGUGAACGAAGUUCUUUCAGCUCAGCUCCUAGACAAUCCUCUGUAUUCAUGAAAUAUGUUCGACCUUGUUUUGCUGAAUUUCUUGUUGUCUUAAUUUUCGUGUUCAUCGGUGUCUGCAGUGUAGCCAAUGUACCGUCGUUUAUACCCUUUGUUCAUGGCCUCACAAUUAUGGUGUUAGCAUUUCUUGCUGGUGGAAUAAGGUAUGUAAAUAGUUAAGAGAAUUUCGACGUUUCGAGCGAAGGCCCUUCCGGCUUCGUCAGUCUGGAGUAACUCGCCAGUAAAUUGAAGUAUAAUAUAGGCAAUUGGUAUAUUUUGUCGGCCAUCUUGUUUGCAUGAACGCCGCGCGUGGUUUACGCGAAUGAUAUCAUCCGGCCUUUCAGUAGUCUGUUCAGUAGCUUUCAUAUCACCGGGUGACAGGUAGUCUGUUCAGUAUAGCUUUCAUAUCACCGCUUCGUCAAAUACGAUGACGUAUAAGGCGUACAUGAUUCGAUGAUAAAUUUCAUGCUCACGUGGCACAAAUUUAGGUUUCUGAUUGGAAUUUGACGUAUAAUAUUAUAUACAAAAUAUUAACCUUUGGAAAUGACUGAUAUCGGCAGCAUUCAUCCUUGAUUUUUUUCGAGCAGUUUAUCUACAACAGGUGAACUAAUCAGGCAUAAUUAAUUGUCAGAUAUUAUAAUUUCUAAGUUGCUCAAUCAUUUUGUCUAAAAUAUAUACAUCGCAAUAGAGUGAUUUAUGCAAAUAUUAUACCUCAAAUUCAAAAUGUCCAAUUAGAAAGCUAAGUUUGUGUCACGUGAGCAUGAGGGUUGCGGGUCUCUCUCCUCCGCAGAGGCUUCUGUUGGCUAUGAUUAUUGAUUACGAUUAGUAUAUUGAGAUACAUUUCACUACACUUUCCACGGCGGAUCUUGGAACACGAGGGGAGCCGCUGGGCGAAGCAGCACAGUUGCGGGUGAUUUCAAUCGUAUUACCAACGAGAUUACCCGCGUGAUAUGAUAUGUCACUGAUUACCCGCGUGAUAUGAUUCGCGUAAACCACGCGCGAAGAUCGCACAAACAAGAUGGCCGACAAAAUAUACUAAAAAAUCUAAAUAGUUAUGAAUUAUUGAGAAAAAAGCUCUGAUAAAUACAUACUGAGGUCUGAUAUAGUUAAUGUGAUGUAUUUACAUUUUAUACCCAGCUAUAAAUGCCCAACCUUUACAAGUUGGACAAUUUCAUGUAUGUAAAAUAAAAUAAAAAUCAAUAUUCCACUAAGCACUGAUAUUAAAUUAAGCGCAUCACCCUUAAGAUCGUGGGUUCGAUUGUCACUGCGGACUUGCAACACUUGUGUGAAAAGAAUCGGUCAACCCUCUACCGAAUGUUGUUGACAUUCGUCCACAGUCUGAAUCCCCCCUCCCCCCCCCCAUAGGGAAUGUGUCGAGAUGAGUUGCCAUGAGCCCCAAACUGGCCCUUAAACCUCACUCAUGUGCUCCGUGAUCGGACAUUAAUUACCGGAAUAUAAGGUGGCUGCCAGAGGCGCCCUUAGAAAACUUUCAUUUCGAUCAGGGUUGAAGUGCGUCCUUCGUAAUGCAGUUUAGCUCUCAGCUGCAAGUAAUCUGUAUAAGGAUGAUUAGCGCACCCACACCCACCCACCUACUCACUUGAAAGAAUACGUUUGGCCUGUAUUAACUGUCUCAUUGCUUUUUUCAGCGGUGGUCAUAUCAACCCAGCUGUCACAUUAGGAGUAUUACUUGCUGGAGCCAUCAGUCCAUUACUUGCUUUAGGUUAUGUCGUAUCACAGUUGCUAGGAGCUAUCGUUGGCGCAGGUUUCGCACGG